This is a messenger RNA of Prorocentrum cordatum, 772 nucleotides long. NCBI's taxonomy places the organism in Eukaryota, Dinophyceae, Prorocentrales, Prorocentraceae. The record is from the annotation of a GenBank genome assembly.
CCAGCACAGGCGACGGGCGUUUUCGAACCUGGCGGCCGCGGCGGGUGAGGCAGAAGGCGACGAGCAGGAGCGUCGCGGCCCGAUGCAGGGCGUGCGCUUUGCGGCGGCGCUGUCGGCCCCUGGCCCUUCCGGGAUGCAGCCGGAGCGCUGGCACGAGGCCCUCGGCGUGCGCCUCCACGUCUACGGACCGCUCAAUUCCGCUCUGCGCAGCUUGCACGGCGCGGCGGCGGCCGGGGCGUUCCCGAAUUACCGUUUCGAGGCGCUACGUCAGGUCGUGGCCAAGCGGUUCGCCUUCGACGAGCGUGGUGCCGCCGGCAAGCUGUUCGUGCAGCACCGCCAGCUUGGCGCAGGUAUCCCUGGGGGCCUCGAUGCUGCGGAGCGAGUUCUCCUUCGCAGCGGGCGGCGCACCGCGGUCGUGGAGAUUGACCUUUGCAACGCGUUCCCUAGCCUCGAGUGGCACGGCAUCCGAGAGUCCUGCGCUCGACAUAUCCCUGGUUUGCUGGCGUGGCUGGAAUGGUGCCGUGCGGCCCCAUUGCGGGUCCAGCUGCCGAAAGGGGAGUGCGCCGAGGUCUCCUGGCGCGUGGAGCAGGGCGAUUCUCUAGGCGGACUGCUGACCAACGCCGUGAUCUUGGACGUGGUCGAAGACGCGCGGGCCGAUCUCGCCGCGCAAGGAAUGGAGAUCUUCGUCGCGUGGUACCUCGACGGCGGCCAGCUCUUCUGCGACGAGCACGGCGUCGACGCCAUCCUGCAGGCACUUGACACUCGCUUCGCG